CAGUGAACCUUUGGAGUUUGAUAUGAUGUGAUCACACACACACACGCACACAGAAACACACACACAGGUCCGUGAUGACACGUGAACAUACACACACACAUGGUUCAGAAUGACACAGCUCUGAUCAGAGGGAGGUGAUCUCUGAAAUUGCUCAGUGAGCACCCCUAAUUUCCCUGAUUCACAUUCACUGUCAAUCAAAUCCAAUGGAAACCAAUCAGAAAGCAGGAGGGGACGGAGGAGCAGCAGCACAGAAGGAGGCGGCUCUGUGUAUUCUAACACAACGUACAGGAUACCAACUACGACAGGAGAACGGUCAGCGGCGGUACGGUGGACCUCCACCCAGCUGGGACGGUCCACCACCAGAACGUGGAAGUGAGAUCUUUGUGGGAAAACUACCAAGAGAUCUGUUUGAAGAUGAACUGGUUCCACUGUGUGAGAAGUUUGGAAAGAUCUACGAGGUCAGGAUGAUGAUGGACUUCAACGGAAACAACCGAGGCUACGCCUUCGUCACCUUCAGCACCAAACAAGAGGCCAGAGCCGCCAUUAAACAACUCAACAACCAUGAAAUCAGGAACGGACGCCUUCUUGGCGUAUGUGCCAGCGUCGACAACUGCCGUUUGUUUGUGGGAGGGAUUCCUAAAGCCAAGAAGAGAGAAGAGAUUCUGGCUGAAAUGAGGAAAGUCACCGAGGGGGUCGUGGAGGUCAUCGUCUACCCCAGCGCUGCCGACAAAUCCAAGAACAGAGGCUUUGCUUUCGUGGAAUACGAGAGUCACCGAGCGGCGGCCAUGGCUCGACGCAAACUGCUGCCAGGUAGAAUCCAGCUGUGGGGCCACGCCAUUGCUGUGGACUGGGCGGAGCCAGAGGUGGAGGUGGACGAGGACACCAUGUCAACUGUGAAGAUACUGUACGUCAGAAACCUGAUGCUGCAGACCACAGAGGAGACCAUCGAGAAAGAGUUCAACAGCCUGAAGCCAGGUGCAGUGGAGCGAGUGAAGAAGAUCAGGGACUACGCCUUCGUCCACUUCUCACAGAGAGACGACGCCAUCAACGCCAUAAAGGCCCUUAACGGAAAGCUGGUAGAUGGUUCUCCCAUCGAGGUCACUCUGGCCAAACCUGUGGACAAGGACAGUUAUGUCCGGUACACCAGAGGGACAGGAGGACGAGGAGGAGCUCUACUGCAGAGUGACUACUCCACCUACCCCGUUGGACAGGUCUACGACCCGUCAGCAGCCUACCUCGGAGCACCGGUGUUUUACGCCCCUCAGGCCUACGCUGCUAUUCCGGGUCAGUUCCGCUUCCCUACAGCCAAGGCUCACAUCGGGGGGCGAGGUCUGAUCAGGACGCCGUCUGUUCGAGAAAUUUACAUGACUGUACCUGUAGGGGCUGCGGGGGAGAGGGGGCUGGGUGGGCGGGGAUACCUGGCCUACACCACCGGGGGUGGAGUCGUCGGUCGCGGCACAGUGGGAAAUGGUGCUGGCGGUCCUUCCUACAGUCUGAAGGCAGACAAGCAGACGGAGGAGAAGCUGUACGACCUGCUGCCCGGCAUGGAGCUGACCCCCCUGAGCCUGAAAGCAGCUGCCAUCAAACCUGCACCACAGGUUCUGGAGGAACUGUGUCAAAAGAACAACUGGGGACAACCGGUCUACCAGCUCCACUCUGCCAUUGGUCCAGACCAGAGACAACUCUUCCUCUACAAGAUCACAGUCCCAGCACUGGCUACACAGUACCCCAACAUACAUCCCUUCACCCCUACUAAACUGUGCACAGCAGUAGAAGAAGCUAAAAACCACGCCGCCGAGUUCACCCUGCAGACACUGGGCCUGCAGACAGAAGGCGCUGCAGACGCCAGCUGUGCUACUGCUGCCACUGUGGCUUCAGUAGCCUUCCCAGGCUACGCUCUGGCAGGUCCAGCGUCCUCAGCCGCCGUAGCGUCCCAGCUAAAGCAGGCUGUGUCUCUGGGUCAGGACUUGGCCGCCUUUGCUACCUAUGAGGGCUACCCUGCCUUCGCUGUGGCCACACGCCACUCUGACGGAUAUGGUGUUUUCUAGAAAAAGCUAAUUUUUAAGAUAAAAAAACGCUGAGGCUAGGGUCAACUCCCCACCGGUCCUAUUUCAGACAUUUCAAAAGAUUACGUUUUUUAAAAUAAAUCCACAAUUUGACACAGCUUGGAUUUAAACACAGAAAACACUGACACGUGAAAACGUUUGACCCAAAUAUAAAAACAGUUUUUUUCCAUAGAUGAGAAUCUUGAGGUUGUACUAAUCCGACGUUGAUUUAUUGAUGAUUAUGUGACAGGAGCUUGUGAUUGGCUGUUUGUGUAAAUCAUGUUUAUUAAUCUUUGUCAAGUCUGUGUUGUUAUUACUGAGGUUGAUAUAGUUGAUACAGUUCUGCUGAAUUUCUUUUCAAUUACAACAAAUUCUUCUUUAGAUUUUAGAAUUUCCCUUCGCUUGAUGUUGUAACCUUCUAGAAGCUUUUUGUCAUGGCAUCAGGGAGGAAUUAGAGUCAG
Molecule: messenger RNA, 2506 nt
Organism: Cynoglossus semilaevis (tongue sole)
Lineage: Eukaryota; Metazoa; Chordata; Actinopteri; Pleuronectiformes; Cynoglossidae
Gene: a1cf
Product: apobec1 complementation factor
Exons: 13
Coding region: 204-2048 (614 amino acids)
Molecular function (GO): RNA binding
Source: RefSeq, a predicted model, not a curated record